Dendroctonus ponderosae (mountain pine beetle) is the source of this 258-nucleotide messenger RNA. Its product is annotated as dolichyl-diphosphooligosaccharide--protein glycosyltransferase subunit 4. NCBI's taxonomy places the organism in Eukaryota, Metazoa, Arthropoda, Insecta, Coleoptera, Curculionidae. Bases 1 to 111 code for a protein of 36 amino acids. The transcript has a single exon. The record is from RefSeq and is a predicted model, not a curated record.
AUGUUUACGGACGUACAUCUAGCCGUUCUCUCCAACGCCUUAGGAAUUGUGCUCUUCCUACUGGUCGUUCUAUUUCACUAUGUGAAUUCCAACCAAAGGCCUUCAGUAUGAGAAGCUACUUUCUCAACCAACAUUUACGGGAUACGUUUUGUUACUCUAUCACUAUGUUUAAUUGUUUAUAAUUAAGCUACUUUCUGAUCCAUUUAUGGAAGUUGCCAUGUAUCCACGUUUUACAAUAGAUAUUUUCCAUCACUAGAA